AGGGCUCACAUAAUUUCAUUCUUCCCUUGGCAGGUGUCUGCAUCACCAGCAUCCUGCCCACACAUCUUGCUGUUGUCCCUAGCCAAGAGUCAUCAUGCCUCGUGGUCAUAAGAAUAAGCGCCAUGCCCGGAAGAAACGCCACCAGGCCCGAGGUGAGGCUCAGGCUUGUGGAAGUGUUCAGGAAAUAGCAGAGGAACCACAAGAGGCAGCGGAAAAGUCCUCUGCUGCUUCCCAGAGCCAGCCUGAGGCUGAGUCUUCCAGCACUCCCGAGGCUCUUCAGGAAGCAACACCAUCUGCCUCAAGCACUCUGAGUAUUUCUUCCUCUGAAUCACGUGAGAAUUCCUGUGGGGAAAGUGAUGAAUUCCAGGAAAAGGAAUCCCCCAUUGAGGACCAGCCCUGCACCAUCCGUCCUCACCAAGAAAUGGUAGCAAGAAAGGUAAUAGUGCUCUUACAGCACCUGCUCCACAACUUCAAUGUGAAGCAGCUUACUACUAAGGAAGAUAUGCUGAAGCUUCUCACCAAGAAGUAUGAAGACGACUUCCCUGAGAUCUUCAGGAAAGCCUCUCAGAAGCUCGAAGAUGCCUUUGCAGUGGAAGUGAGGGAAGUCAACUCCAGUAAGCCCUCAUACAACCUCAUCAGCAAGCUGAAGCUCCCCAACAAUGGGAGGAUUCGUCCUGGCAAAGGCUUUCCCAAGACUGCUUUUGUGAUGUGUGUCUUAGGUAUUAUCCUCAUUAGGGGCAAUUGUGCCAGUGAAGAAGACAUCUGGAAAGUCCUGAAGAAGAAGCGAAUCUAUCCAGGAAAGAAGCACCGCAUCUUUGGUGAGCCCCGGAAGCUCCUGACCAAUUAUUUGGUGAAGCUGAAUUACCUGGAGUACAGGCAGGUGGCCGGCAGUGUUCCUCCACGCUAUGAGUUCCUGUGGGGUCCCCAAGCCUAUGCUGAAACAAGCAAGAUGAAAGUCCUGGAAUAUUUGGCCAAGAUAAACCAAACAACACCUAGUGCCAUGGCUGCCAUUUACGAAGAGGCUUUGAAAGAUGACCAAGGACAAACAGAAGCCAGAGAUGAAGAUGACUCUGAUGCCACUGACCAAACUAGUGAAGAUCCCUCAGUAAAAUUACCAGCAAAUCCCACUGUCCCCGUUGACCUUUAAAGUUUUCCUGUCAUUGAGAUAAGGACACAAAGCAUGAAAAAAAGGUUUUCUUGAAAAUAUGAAAUAAUCUUAGAGUUAGUAGGUCAGGACACUGGGAAUAGCAGGGGAUUAGAACACAGUUAAGUCUAGUUUCCUUUAAUUGCAUUCAUUAUGUGGUUUGGUAAAGUUAAAUGCAAUAAAUGUAAUUAAAUAUUUCCCCUGGUUUGUAAAACAAAAGUCAAUAAAAGUCAAAUGUUUAUGAA
Molecule: messenger RNA, 1389 nt
Organism: Peromyscus maniculatus bairdii (prairie deer mouse)
Lineage: Eukaryota; Metazoa; Chordata; Mammalia; Rodentia; Cricetidae
Source: RefSeq, a predicted model, not a curated record